Messenger RNA from Pipistrellus kuhlii (Kuhl's pipistrelle), 933 nucleotides. Its product is annotated as olfactory receptor 13-like. Bases 1 to 933 code for a protein of 310 amino acids. The record is from RefSeq and is a predicted model, not a curated record. Gene Ontology annotation, molecular function: G protein-coupled receptor activity; olfactory receptor activity. Gene Ontology annotation, cellular component: membrane. Gene Ontology annotation, biological process: G protein-coupled receptor signaling pathway. NCBI's taxonomy places the organism in Eukaryota, Metazoa, Chordata, Mammalia, Chiroptera, Vespertilionidae. The transcript has a single exon.
AUGGGGGGAAACCAGUCUUCAGUCACAGAGUUCCUCCUGCUGGGAUUUCCCCUCAGCCCAAGGACUCAGAUGCUCCUCUUUGGGCUCUUCUCCCUAUUCUACGCCUUCACCCUGCUGGGCAAUGGGGUGAUUCUGGGCCUCAUCUGGCUGGACUCACGACUGCGAACACCCAUGUACUUCUUCCUCUCACACCUGGCCAUCGUUGACAUGUCCUAUGCCUGCAACACAGUGCCCCAAAUGCUGGUAAACCUCCUGACUCCAGCCAAGUCCAUCUCCUUUGUUGGCUGCAUGAUGCAGACCUUCCUCUUCUUGACCUUUGCUCACACUGAAUGUCUUCUCCUGGUGGCAAUGUCCUAUGAUCGGUAUGUGGCCAUUUGCCACCCACUCCGAUAUUCUGUCCUCGUGAGCUGGAGAGUCUGCUCCAUCCUGGCAGUGACUUCCUGGACUUUAGGAGCCCUCCUGGCCCUAGUACAUAUAGUGCUACUCUUACCAUUGCCCUUCUGUGGACCCCAGAAAGUGAAUCACUUUUUCUGUGAAAUUCUAGCGGUUCUCAAACUUGCCUGUGCAGACACCCACAUGAAUGAGAUUAUGGUUUUGGCUGGGGCAGUGUUUGUGCUGGUGGGACCACUCUCCUCCAUUAUGAUAUCCUACAUUGAGAUUCUACGUGCCAUCCUGAAGAUUCAGUCAGGGGAGGGUCGCUGGAAAGCCUUCUCCACCUGCUCCUCCCACCUGUGUGUGGUUGGACUCUUUUAUGGCACAGCCAUUAUCAUGUAUGUCGGGCCCUCACAUGGCGACCCCACGGAGCAGAAGAAAUAUCUCCUCCUCUUUCACAGCCUUUUCAAUCCCAUGCUUAAUCCCCUGAUCUACAGUCUGAGGAACAGAGAUGUCAAAGCUGCUCUGAAGAGGGUGCUUGAAAAGGAGAGAACUUCAUGA